CCUGUAAAAUGUUCGUUUGUUACGGAAUCUAUUUAAUCAAAAGUAUUUAUUGUCGAUAACGUACGGCGAUAUAUAUGAUUCGUGUAAUUAGUAAUAGCGUUUGGCACGUGUUGGACAGCAUUUACGUUCUUUUUUAUAACACCAUGGCAAACACCACAUGUCCAUAGUAAACAUCUCCUGCGUUGAACUGUAGUUUUAUAAAUAUAAUUUCACCAUGGAAUCUGCAACAAACACGACGACUGAGGCGACUGCUACUAUGGACUGUGAUGGAAACACAGAGGUGUUUGAGAAAGUGAAAUCAAAGAAGACGAAGAAACGCAAGCGGGAUGCAGGUCCAGUGGACAUGGAGUCGGACACAGUAGCACCCAAGAGACCGCAGUUCCCACCCAUAUCAGGAGACCAACUCAAGGGAGGUGCAGAUGAAAUGCGGAAAGUGCCUGUGCCUGCUCACCGUCACACACCUUUAAAAGAAAACUGGCUGAAGAUUUUCACCCCCAUAGUAGAAAACCUGCAGCUUCAAGUCCGGUUUAAUCUCAAAACAAGAAAUGUUGAAAUUAAAACAUGCAGAGAAACACAAGACAUUGGUGCCCUCACUAAAGCUGCAGAUUUUGUGAAGGCCUUUGUUUUAGGAUUUCAGGUGGAGGAUGCACUGGCACUGAUCAGAUUAGAUGAACUGUUUUUGGAAACAUUUGAUGUCACAGAUGUUAAGCCUCUAAAAGGAGAUCACUUAUCCAGAGCCAUCGGCAGGAUAGCUGGCAAAGGAGGCAAAACAAAAUUCACUAUUGAGAACGUGACGAAAACAAGGAUUGUGCUCGCAGACACGAAGGUUCAUAUAUUGGGAUCUUUCCAGAAUAUCAAAAUGGCACGGACGGCAAUAUGCAACCUCAUUCUUGGGAGUCCACCAUCAAAAGUAUAUGGCAACAUUCGGGCUGUGGCGAGCCGUGCAGCCGAGAGAUUCUAACAAAUGAAGAUCUACAAAAAUACACAGCUCAUGGACAUGUCUCCAAUUAUUGCUGUUAAUAUACAAAGUUGUUAACACAUUGGCAUGAAAUGUGUCUAUGAAUUGUAUGGUGAUUGAUUUGAGCACCAGUGGACUGCUAUUGUUUGACCAAUUUCUCAAGUCAAUGGGAUAUUCACUUCUUAAAAUAAUAAACACCUCAUCAGCAGAAAUGAGACACAUUGUGGAUCCAUUAAAUAAUGUCAAGGAUUAAAUGUUUAUUAUUUCCAUACAGUAUCAAGUAGUCCUACAGUAGUUAAUAUGAUGCAGCAUGCAGAAUUACAAAACUGGCAUGUAAUGAUGUGUCCUCGUAUGUAUGAGGUCCCAUUUAAUUCACCAAAAGAAGACAAAGGUUGCAGACAAAUAUUUGAUUCUUAUUAAAACAUGAAUACCUUAUAAGAUUUAAAGAUACAUAUUUACUAAACAAAGAGCCAAAUGAUGUGACCUGAAUAUAGUAUGUGGCUUGAAUGACUUUGGAAAAAAAUUAGAAAAAAAUAAAAUUGUGUUUGCAUGGUUCUUUGAUAUUGAAUAUAAGUUUCACAGCUUAAGUGUAAACAGUUGGAAGAUGUGUAACUGAUAAACAUGCAGAAAGCAACAAAUUCAAGCAAGUACAUGAUAUUGUGAUCACAAGCAAGUAGUACUGUGGUUAAAGAGUCAUUCAUAUGCUGAUAUCAGAGUAAAAAGACAGACUUUUUUGAAUUAACAGUCAUUAGCCAUGGAUUUGGUUAAUCUGCUCCUGUCGUGCAUGUAGACAUUCAUUAAAUUAAUUUUAUAGUUAUAAGCUGUAUUUCCGUUAAAAUGAUUGUACUUGCCUUUACUAAUUUUUACCAGAUUUUAUUCAAAGCUCGUAUGUAUGUGAGUGUGUGUGUUAUAUUAUAUAUAUAUAUAUAUAUAUAUAUAUAUAUAUAUAUAUUAUUAUUAUUUUUUUUAUCGCCUGCAGUGUGACCUGACUGUCAUGCAUACAUUUACCAAAGCUAAAGGGUAUACAAAAGAUAUGGACAUGAAAAUGAUCCAUAUGGUAUUCACAUACAUUAUCAAUUAUAGAGAGGCCCCAAAAAACGAAUUGGGACACUUAAGCCACAUUAGACACAAUAGCAAAUCAAGUCUUCAUUUAUUUUAACCAAAGUAAGCACAAGCACACUUUUUUGAUUGAAUACUGAAAUUAGGACAAAAGGUUUUUGGACACUUUCUGUGGUCAAAUGUAAGCAGAACAUGUCAUUAGUUAAUGUGAUAAACUACCUACAGUGUGUGUUUACUCUGACACUUGACUAAAUAAAAUUCACUUAAAAUUAUGGUGUGAACCAUAGGUUUAAAGUCAUUGCAAUAAUGGCUCAGAAAAAUACAGUAGUUGCUUCGAACACCCUGUCUACACUGGACGACUCUAUUGAUGCAACGGCUUGAGGCUGUCUAAAUGACGUACUGAUAGACUUCAGCAACGGUUCAAUUGGCAUAUCAUCUGUACCAUACUUUAUCAGGGUUCCCACUCUUUUCAAAGCACAAUUUUCCAAGACAUUUUAUGUGCACAACAAGUGAAUUAUUUAAGCAAAAACACACGCAUCCUUUUAAUUCAAGCUUUUAUUUUGGCGUUUCUGUUCUCCAGAUAAGCAGCUAGCUACAUGGCCCAUUGUGAACAUUUAUCCCUGUAAAGCUGUGACUUAAUUCAAUAAAUACAUAGUCUGUAUGUGCUGCGCACAUCUCACACACAUAAAAGUACACGUGAUGAUUAUGAUGAGGUGUUUUCAGUGUAUGAGCACCUGCCUUCUCACAUUCAUUUUGAAGUGCACAUCUCUUGCAGAUUAUAUAUUUAUUUAAUUAAAUCACCUACUCUUGCUGUACAAUUAUCACACUAGGACAUAUUGCAAUUUUAAUUUGAUUAAUUAUGCAUUCAAACAUGCAUUUAUGUCCAAGCCAUAUUCCAUGACUUUCUGCAUUUUACAGCUAAAGCCACUUUUGUGAUUAGAUUCUGUGAAUCCGUCCAUGUUUUCCACAUUCUACAUGUGGUAACCGAUGUAUAAGCUGACUCCGAUUGUUGAAUUAUUAUUUUUUUUUCUCUCCCCAAUUUGGAAUGCCAAUUCCUAAUGUGCUCUAGGUCCUCAUGGUGGCGUAGUGACUCGCCUCAAUCCGGAUGGUGGAGGAUGAAUCUCAGUUGCCUCGACGUCUAAGACCGUCAAUCCGUGCAUUUUAUCACGUGGCUUGUUGGGCGUUACCACGGAUACCUAGCGCGUGAGGAGGCCCACGCUAUUCUCCGCAGCAUCCACACACAAAAUAACACAUGCCCAACCGAAAGCGAUAUAAUAGUGCUUUAAUAGCGACCAUGAGGAGGUUACCCCAUGUGACUCUACCCACCCUAGCAACCGGGCCAAUUGGUUGCUUUGGAAGCCUGACUGGAUUUAUUCAGCACGCCCUGGAUUCGAACUUGCGACUCCAGGUGUGGUAGUCAGCGUCUUUACCUGCUGAGCUACUCAGGCCCCCCCUCCCCCCGAUUGUUGAAUUAUUGAAAAUGUAUUCACAUCCCAAUGUAUUAUGGCCAAAUCACCAUACUACCAAACCAGAGUAUGAAUGAGUUAAAAAAAAAAAAAGAAGUCGUCUGACCGUCAUCGUUGUCUAAAGUUUAUGUCAAAUGUUUUUUGAUUAAAAGCAAUGUUGGAAUGAAAAACAAAAAUCGUAUUUUGUACUAUAUCAAUACUUAAACUAUUUCGUUGGAGUGAAGCAGAGAUGACAGCAGAUGAGCUGAGAAUGUAUGUGACAGGGAAUCAUUCACUAAAAUCAUCACAAGCUGGCUUUAAUGUAACAGAUGUUUAUUAAAUAUGUAACAAAUGAAAUUAAAAGCAAAAAGAGUCAUGACGUAUGAUAUUUGGCAAGUAAAAUAAUUUAUUUCAGAUGGCCGGGAUAAUUAAGUGGAUUGAGUUGCUCUGCAGCUAGGACACUUCCAAUGUACACAGCAUCAUUGAUUAUAUGAGUGAUCUGCUUUUGACGCUCCGCUUGCGUCUGUUGUAGCCUACAG
This is a messenger RNA of Myxocyprinus asiaticus (Chinese sucker), 4001 nucleotides long. Its product is annotated as RNA-binding protein PNO1-like. Gene Ontology annotation, molecular function: RNA binding. NCBI's taxonomy places the organism in Eukaryota, Metazoa, Chordata, Actinopteri, Cypriniformes, Catostomidae. Bases 215 to 961 code for a protein of 248 amino acids. Gene Ontology annotation, cellular component: nucleolus. The transcript is spliced from 7 exons. The record is from RefSeq and is a predicted model, not a curated record.